AUGGCCAGCGACGACUCCCUGGGUUACAAAGCUCUUUUCCUGGAGUCAGAAAGGAGGCUGAAAAAACUCAUUCAACAUUGCCACAAUCUUUUCUCACGAUCCUUGCGAGCUGAAGCUCCGGCUCGCUCCACUACACGGACAAUACCAGCACCUACUGGAAAAUGCUGCCCGAUACAACUCGUCGAAUGGGCUGAAUGUCAAACCAGGCAACAAGAAAUCUACCGCUCUGUUUGCAACUAUCUUAAACCAAUAAGUGAGGCUACGAUGCAGUUCUUUCCAUCCGUCCUUGUAUUCGAGGACUUUGGGCGACAAGUCCAUGAAAGGCCAAUAAGCAGUGAAAAGGACCUGGAGAACUACGAGCGAUUUGGUAUGGAAAACUACGUACGAGAUAUAAUCAGAGAACUCUGCAAGGUCCCCGCUGCGCGAGACAAGUCUCAUUUGGGCGAUGGAGUGUGGUUUGACAACCAUGCCAACUGUCUUGAUCCCGCUGAGGCCAUCCCCCCGCAGACAAACCAAUCCUCUUCUCAACGGUCCAGGCCUGACCAGUUCUGUGUCCACCGUGUCAACGACGAUACCAGCAGCCUUCUUACCACAGUUGAGUACAAACCACCUCACAAAUUAUCCGUUGAGAAUCUCCGCAAAGGGCUGCGCCCCAUGAAUUUUUGGAAAAGGGUUGUCAGCCGUAACUCUAUACCCACUAAGCCGCGGAAAAAGUUGAGGUACAACGCCGAGUUGCUCACGGGCUCAAAGACAGCUCCGUUUAUCCUACUUGCGCAUUCUCUCACUUUAUGA
Aspergillus glaucus CBS 516.65 is the source of this 792-nucleotide messenger RNA. RefSeq lists its product as uncharacterized. The record is from RefSeq and is a predicted model, not a curated record. The coding region runs from base 1 to 792 and encodes 263 amino acids. The transcript has 3 exons. Lineage: Eukaryota; Fungi; Ascomycota; Eurotiomycetes; Eurotiales; Aspergillaceae.